Molecule: messenger RNA, 462 nt
Organism: Octopus sinensis (East Asian common octopus)
Lineage: Eukaryota; Metazoa; Mollusca; Cephalopoda; Octopoda; Octopodidae
Exons: 6
Coding region: 1-447 (148 amino acids)
Source: RefSeq, a predicted model, not a curated record
AUGGUCACUCUCAAUUUGGAUGCAAAAGUCUCCACAUUUUCGCUUCUGAUCCCAGCAUCCUCUGCGGUUCCAACUGUAUUCUGUUGUUCCCUUCUUGAUCUGCUUUGUCGUCCUGAGACCGUCAAUAUUGUGCUCCCAUCAAAAACGAACCGUGUCAUCUCCAAGAAAUCUCUCGACGAUAAACCUGAUGACACCCCAAGUCGCACUGGACUUACCAAUUUACUAGGUUCUCCCAACUGUAGGCAUCUUCCGGUUUCAGACAUCUUGAACCUGGUCCCGGAUCAUUGUAUACUCGGUGGGGCAGAACUACUUGUCCUACUAAUUCAAGCCUUGUAUAUGACGGUGUGGCUGGUGGACAAUGGUACGGCUACACAGGUGGCGGAAGUAAUCUCUUGUGUCUACCCAACGAUCCCAUUUGGGCCAAUUAUACGACAGAAGUUGAAAUAGGUGGUUACAUUUAUG